Messenger RNA from Pecten maximus, 2109 nucleotides. RefSeq names its product proline-rich extensin-like protein EPR1. The transcript is spliced from 2 exons. The record is from RefSeq and is a predicted model, not a curated record. The coding region runs from base 1 to 2109 and encodes 702 amino acids. NCBI's taxonomy places the organism in Eukaryota, Metazoa, Mollusca, Bivalvia, Pectinida, Pectinidae.
AUGAAGUCAUUGGAUUUGGCUGGGUUAUCAACUGAGGAUGAAGUCAUUGGAUUAUCUACAGAGAAAGUAUUGGCUGGGUUAUCAACUGAGGAUGAAGUCAUUGGAUUAUCUACAGAGAAAGUAUUGGCUGGGUUAUCAACUGAGGAUGAAGUCAUUGGAUUAUCUACAGAGAAAAGAAGUUAUCCGCUGAUCCUCCACACCAUUCCAUUCCCUCGCCUUGCUACUCCCCAUCCCAUUCCCUCCCCUCGCUACUCCUCAUUCCAUCCCCUCCCUUCGCUGCUCCCCAUUCCAUUCCCUCGCCUCGCUGCUCACUAUUCCAUUCCCUCCCCUCGCUACCUCCCAUUUCAUUCCCUCGCCUCGCUGCUCACCAUUCCAUUCCAUUCCCUCGCUGCUCCCCAUUCCAUUCCCUCCCCUCGCUACUCCCCAUUCCAUUCCCUCGCCUCGUUGCUCCCAAUUCCAUUCCCUCGCCUCGCUGCUCACCAUUCCAUUCCCUCACCUCGCCACCUCCCAUUCCAUUCCCUCGCCUCGCUACUCCUCAUUCCAUUCCCUCGCCUCGCUGCUCACUAUUCCAUUCCCUCACCUCGCCACCUCCCAUUCCAUUCCCUCGCCUCGCUACUCCUCAUUCCAUUCCCUCGCCUCGCUGCUCACUAUUCCAUUCCCUCGCCUCGCUACUCCUCAUUCCAUUCCCUCGCCUCGCUGCUCACUAUUCCAUUCCCUUCCCUCGCUACUCCCCAUUUCAUUCCCUUCUCUCGCUACCUCCCAUUUUAUUCCCUCCCCUCGCUACCUCCCAUUCCAUUCUCUCCCCUCGCUGCUCACCAUUCCAUUCCCUCGCCUCGCUACUCCCCAUUCCAUUCCCUCGCCUCGCUACUCGCCAUUCCAUUCCCUCGCCUCGCUACUCCCCAUUCCAUUCCCUCGCCUCGCUGCUCACCAUUCCAUUCCCUCCCCUCGGACGUGCUCCCCCAUUCCAUCCCUCCCCUCGCUACUCCCCAUUCCAUUCCCUCCCCUCGCUACUCCCCAUUCCAUUCCCUCCCCUCGCUACUCCCCAUUCCAUUCCCUCGCCUCGCUACUCCCCAUUCCAUUCCCUCCCCUCGCUACUCCCCAUUCCAUUCCCUCCCCUCGCUACCUCCCAUUCCAUCCCCUCCCCUCGCUACUCCCCAGUUCAUUCCCUCCCCUCACUACUCCCCAUUCCAUUCCCUUCCCUCGCUACUCCCCAUUCCCUUCCCUUCCCUCGCUACUCACCAUUCCAUUCCCUCCCCUUCCAUUCCCUCGCCUCGCUACUCCCCAUUCCAUUCCCUCCCCUCGUUGCUCCCAUUCCAUUCCCUCCCCUCGCUACUCCCAUUCCAUUCCUCCCCUCGCUACCUCCCAUUCCAUCCCCUCCCCUCGCUACUCCCCAUUUCAUUCCCUCCCCUCGCUACUCCCCAUUCCAUUCCCUCCCCUCGCUACUCCCAUUCCAUUCCCUCGCUGCUCACCAUUCCAUUCCCUCCCCUCGCUACUCCCCAUUCCAUUCCCUCCCCUCGCUACUCCCCAUUCCAUUCCCUCGUUGCUCCCAUUCCAUUCCCUCCCCUCGCUACUCCCCAUUCCAUUCCCUCCCCUCGCUACUCCCCAUUCCAUUCCCUCCCUCGCUACUCCCCAUUCCAUUCCCUUCCCUCGCUACUCCCCAUUCCAUUCCCUCCCUCGCUACUCCCCAUUCCAUUCCCUUCCCUCGCUGCUCACCAUUCCAUUCCCUCCCCUCGCUACUCCCCAUUCCAUUCCCUCCCCUCGCUACUCCCCAUUCCAUUCCCUCCCCUCGCUACUCACCAUUCCAUUCCCUCCCCUCGCUACUCCCCAUUCCAUUCCCUUCCCUCGCUACUCCCCAUUCCAUUCCCUUCCCUCGCUACUCACCAUUCCAUUCCCUCCCCUCGCUACUCACCAUUCCAUUCCCUCCCCUCGCUACUCCCCAUUCCCUUCCCUUCCCUCGCUACUCCCCAUUCCAUUCCCUUCCCUCGCUACUCACCAUUCCAUUCCCUUCCCUCGCUACUCACCAUUCCAUUCCCUCCCCUCGCUACUCACCAUUCCAUUCCCUCCCCUCGCUACUCCCCAUUCCAUUCCCUCCCUUACAACACGUUUUAG